Myotis daubentonii (Daubenton's bat) is the source of this 1416-nucleotide messenger RNA. RefSeq names its product SH2 domain containing 6 (gene SH2D6). The record is from RefSeq and is a predicted model, not a curated record. The transcript is spliced from 12 exons. Gene Ontology annotation, biological process: intracellular signal transduction; cell surface receptor protein tyrosine kinase signaling pathway. The coding region runs from base 121 to 1395 and encodes 424 amino acids. Gene Ontology annotation, cellular component: cytoplasm. Lineage: Eukaryota; Metazoa; Chordata; Mammalia; Chiroptera; Vespertilionidae.
UGCUGCACUGUGAAAAGGUCCCCCUGAAUGGGCCUUUGAGCUGAGUGGAGCACUGAGGCCCACUGUGGAGCUGCAGGUGGCUUAUUAGAUCAGGGAGAGAGAGGAGGUCAUUGUGCUGGAAUGGGGGUGGGCUGGGGGGGAUGCGGCCCUCUCAUCAGUCUCCGUCCAGACUCUCCGACUUGGAGAACAGAUGUCCCUCUGCCUUCCCCAGAGACCUGGAGUCCCAGGGUAAGUCCAGCUGCUGAGCCUGGGGUUGGGGUGGGGGCGGCAGGGGCCACCACUCCUGUGCUCUUCUUCCAUCUGCCCUGUGCUCGGUACCCCGUCCCAAAGGCCCAGGAGGAGGAGGAGGAGGAGGAGGAGGUUAGCUAUGAGCUGCCUCCCUGUGAGGCUCUGCCUGUGAAUCUAGCACCUGCCCGCCAUCCUGGCACCGUGGAGGAAUCUUUGUACCUGGAUCACUCUGGCCUCCUGGGCCCGUCCAAGUCUCCGCCGCCACAGCAGCCCCAGCCCCAGCCCGCGAUGUGGAUGGCAGCACUGAGCCUGCGGGAGGCCAUGAAGCAGGGCCAGUCCUCUGGGAGGCGAGAGCUGAGCGCACCAGCCCGCGUGGGGCCAGGCUCUGCGAAGCAGUGUGAUGAGGACAUCUACCUGGAGUGUGAGCCCAGUUCAGGUGAACACCUCCCUGCUCCCCAGAUCCCUCCGCUGAGGCCCCAGCUCCUGACUCCAUUUUCUGCCCUUGUCAUCUCACCACCCCACCGACACACAUUAGCCUUAGACACGCACAUGGACACACACGCUUCCACCUUCGGUGCAGGUUUCCCUGCCUGGCCUCAGACUCCCAGCUCCCAAGACCUGAUGCCCCCAGCCCCUCUGCCAAGGACAUCAUCGGCAGUGCGCAGGCCCUCCAUGGCCCCCGAGGAAGCUCAGGGUGGAGCAGCGAACGCCACCUCCAAAGCCCAGCCCUGUAAUCUGCUCCCAGCAGGAAGGCGUGCCUCUCUUUCCUCUGCAGCCCCCACCGGAAGAACCUCAGCUGCUGCGGAGGACGGCAGCCUGCUGGGUCAGCCGUGGUUCUCAGAGAACUGUGACCGUUACGCUGUCGAGAGUGCCCUGCUCCGAUGCCAAAAGGACGGGGCCUACACCGUGCGCCCCAGCUCGGGAUCUCGUGGCUCACAGCCCCUCACCCUGGCAGUGCUGCUGCACGGCCGGGUCUUCAACAUUCCCAUCCGGCGGCUGGAUGGUGGGCGCCACUAUGCCCUGGGCCGGGAGGGCAGGAACCGCGAGGAGCGCUUCUCCUCCGUGGCUGCCAUGGUCCAGCACUACAUGCAGCACCCCCUGCCCCUCGUGGACAGACACAGUGGCAGCUGCCAACUCACCCGUCUGCUCUUCCCCACCAAGCCCUGACACCCAGCGGACACCCACACC